AUGCAGCAGAUUGUUAGCCGAUUCUGUUUGCUGCUGGUUAUAUGCUCUGUUCUCGAGUUCCACCAGAGGAUUCUGCGUUUCUUUCUGGGGAUCUUCGUGAUGGAAUGCGCCGCCUGCCUUAAGUUUUUGGCUCAGAUCAGCGAGUUCCGCGGUGGGUUCAUUGUGUUCGGAUGUUUCUCGCAGGCUUUCAAUUUCCUGUGGCUUUUUUUGCUUUUCGCAUUUGGGUUAAAGCUGCUUAAGCUCACUUCCUUCGGGAUUGGUCUGAUUCAGCUGUUGCAAUAUGAUAUUAGAGGCAAAUCAAUUGAUCCUAGAAAUGGGUUUUCUUCUAGGAAGGGUUUCGAUCUAGCAUUCCACUCCAAGGUUGUCUCUUUCAACAAGGGUUGCUUGGCGAUUGAGAAUCUAAAAUCCACCAAGGAUAAGGACGAUUCCGAUUCAGAAGACGAUGAAUUCGACGUGUUGGCAUUGAGGAGAUUGGUUAGGAAGGAGAGGCGGAGAGCUGUGGCGGCCCAAUUGGAACUGGAGAAGGAAAGAAUGGCUGCGGCGUCUGCUACUGAUGAAGCAAUGGCUAUGAUUCUAAGGCUCCAGAAUGAGAAAAGCUCCGCUGAGAUGGACGCCAAGCAGUACCGCAGAAUGGCAGAACAAAAGCAGGAGUACGAUCAAGAAGUUAUCCAGUCCUUCCAAUGGAACAUCAUGCGACACGAAUAUGAAAGGAGCUUGCUGGAAGAGAAGCUCAAGUUGUGCAGGCAACAGUUGCAGCGCUGCUUGAGGAGGGAUGAAAUGGAGGAACUUGAUGCUGCUCUCGACUCAUUAGGUUCAACCUCUGAUUGUGGUUUGGAUGAGGAUGAAUUAAUGAUGGAGUUUGAAUCUCCAGCAGCUACUGUUCAGGCAAAAGUUUUUCAAGAAGAUGUGUUUGGACAGAAUGAUGAAGGGAUCGAGCAGCAUGCAUAA
Molecule: messenger RNA, 948 nt
Organism: Linum tenue
Lineage: Eukaryota; Viridiplantae; Streptophyta; Magnoliopsida; Malpighiales; Linaceae
Source: the annotation of a GenBank genome assembly